Rhopalosiphum padi (bird cherry-oat aphid) is the source of this 1287-nucleotide messenger RNA. Its product is annotated as serine/threonine-protein phosphatase 2A activator-like. Gene Ontology annotation, biological process: mitotic spindle organization. Gene Ontology annotation, molecular function: protein tyrosine phosphatase activator activity; peptidyl-prolyl cis-trans isomerase activity. Lineage: Eukaryota; Metazoa; Arthropoda; Insecta; Hemiptera; Aphididae. The record is from RefSeq and is a predicted model, not a curated record. Gene Ontology annotation, cellular component: cytoplasm; protein phosphatase type 2A complex; nucleus.
AUGCAGACCUACGCCGACUUUGACGCGGACGACACUGACCGGUUUCCGGUUCCGGUGAUCGGCGCCAGUCUUCCGGUGGAGAUCGUCGGCCGCCGAGUGCACCAGCCGCGGGACAUGUUCGACUGGGAACGCAGCGAAGCGCGGGCCGACGUUUUGGUGUUCGUCCACCACAUGAACGACGUGGUGAAGCGGUACCCGUCGGCGGCAGCGGCCAGGCGGCGAUGGCGGCGUCGGCAGCAACGCGGCCGCGACUGCAACGUGGACAAGGUGAUGGCGGUGUUGCGGGUGGUCGGCGAGUGGGCGGAGAAACGGUGCAGCGAGCCUGCUGGCCACGAUCACUUGCCAAUGAUGUCAGCCGCCGAGCAUUUCGGCCACUUCCACGGCCAGUUGCGGGCCGAAGGACGGGCCCUGUUGGACCGGACGUACGAUAGCGGUUGCGGCCGGGCUGACUACCGGAGCGUCAUGCUUCCGGCGUACUUGGAGCGGAGCUUCGGCGACCCGGUGACGAUGACCUACGGGCCGGCGCACGAACUGUCGUUUUGCGUCUUCCUGGUGGCGCUGUUCAAGCUUCACCGCUUGACGUGGGCCGACGAACCGUUCAUCGUGACCGUGAUCUUCGACAGGUACUUGGACGUUGUGGACUACGUGAUACGGUCCUACAGGCUGUGCCCGUCCGCGGGCAGCGAACGCGGUAACUGGUGCCUGAGCGGUUACCAGUUCGUCGGGUUCCUGUGGGGCAGUGCACAGCUGGCCGGGACAUACGGCGACGACGGUUCCGGUUCCGACGGACGACUGCCAACAAUGUCGUCACCGGCGGCAGCGGUGCCGGACGCGGACGCGUGCCGACGGCACCGGGACGAGUACGUGUUCGCCAAGUGCAUGGACGCCGCGCACCGACGGGCCAAAACCGGCGUGCCGCUGUGGUUCCAUUCGUACCAACUGUGGAACUUGACGGCCCUGCCGCGGUGGGACCGGGUGAACGGUUGCCUGAUGGCCGCGUACCAGUGUGACGUGCUUGACCGGUUCGAGGUCGUCCGCCAACUGGCCUUUUGCGAACUGUUUAAGUUCGCCCAAAACGUCCGGCCGCCCGGCACGUCGUUUUACGACAUUAUACCAGCGGCGCCGGCAUCGGAGACGGCCGUGGUACGGACGACGGCCAACGUUUCGGCCGACUACGACGACGACGCCACCGACGACGAAGGAAGAACCGCUGAAUGCGGAGAAUGGGAGGACGGUGAAACGGAAGACUUCGAAAUAGUGGCGAACGAAGGACUAAUAAUAUACUAA